Molecule: messenger RNA, 4067 nt
Organism: Penaeus monodon (black tiger shrimp)
Lineage: Eukaryota; Metazoa; Arthropoda; Malacostraca; Decapoda; Penaeidae
Product: aminopeptidase N-like
Exons: 18
Coding region: 700-3537 (945 amino acids)
Biological process (GO): proteolysis; peptide catabolic process
Cellular component (GO): cytoplasm
Molecular function (GO): peptide binding; metalloaminopeptidase activity; zinc ion binding
Source: RefSeq, a predicted model, not a curated record
GACAAAUGUAAACAUUUGUGCAGUUUCGUUUAUGGAUGUCUGCAUACGCACAGAGCUUCAUCGCAUUCGGUGUUGUGAGUGCGCUCCGUGUGUCGAACCGGUUUAGAGCGGCUGUUACUCCCGUCUUGGUGUCAAGGUUCUAUUUUAAUACAGACGGAUGGUUUUGAGUACAAUAUGAAGUGUAAAGGAAAAGUUAUAGUUGUAAUGUAGCUAUCAGUUAAUUACUAAGAGCGAAACAUAGAAUGCUUUUGUUAAGUAAGCAAGUAUAAUUCAGUUUUAUGUUAGGGGUAUGGGUGUUGUGUGAUAUGCAUGUGUGUGUUUACGUGAUACUACUGACAGAUAACCUGCAUCUCUCUCUUCUCUGUAAAAUUGUCUGUCGUCCACUGGGCGUAAUAGAUUUAUCAAAAGAACUCUGUCUCUAUAUCUGUUUGUCUCUGUCUCUCUCUCUCUCUCUGUCCUCGUCUUACCCACCCUCACACACUCGCACACAACCUGAAUCCUUCUCCCGGGACUUCAGCCUCGGCGUCAGACUGGUCCAGGCCGCAGUCCGGACCGCAUCACGCCUUGGAAGACCUUUGUACUACAGGAAAAUCGAAGUAAUUCACACGGUCUCUCGAUAAGGAUGCACGACUGAAGGCGUUUGUAACCUGCAGCGUUCCUCCGAGUCUUCUGCCAAGUGCCCUCAGGCGUGCCGCAAGGAUGCUGCUGUUUGCUCUGCUCAUUCUUAGCCACACUACGCAGGGUUUACCUAAUGCCGAUGACGUCACAAUCCCACCCUGGGCAUCCACUGAGAGUCAGCCAACAACGACCGAUGUACUACUAACUACAAGAGAUGAAGCUGAUGACUUGGGCAUACGAUUGCCUAGCUCCCUGAAACCACUCCAUUACCUGGUCAAACUCCAACCCUUUAUCAAUGGCAACUUUAGCAUCUUCGGCUACAUGGAGGUGGAGAUGGAGGUGCUGGAACCGACCUCGAAAAUCACGCUCCACAUGGCCGACAUCAUCACUAAAAACGACACAAUAAAGGUGUAUACUCCUGGUCAAGCGACAGGCCAAGGUGUAAGGAUCAUGAAGCAUGAGUACGAUCAUAGUCGUCAGUUUUAUAUCGCCCAUCUGACGAAAGAGCUGCAGAAGGGAAGGAAGUACAUUCUCUCCAUGGAGUUCCUUGGUUAUCUCAAUGAUAAGCUGCAUGGGUUCUACAGGUCGACCUACAUGGAUGCUGACGGCAAUGCCAGGAACGUUGCUGUGACACAGUUCCAGGUCACUGAUGCCCGCAGAGCCUUCCCUUGCUUCGAUGAGCCUGCCCUGAAGGCGAUCUUUGAAAUUCACCUCGCAAGGGAAUCUUGGAUGACGACCCUCUCCAACAUGCCCAUUGCCGAAACUAUGCCUGUCGUCGGGCAAGAGGGCUGGGUGUGGGACCGUUACGAGAAGAGUGUUCCCAUGUCCACUUACCUCGUCGCCUUCGUUGUGUCGGAUUUUGUUCAAAUCAACACCACAGUGAAUGACAACGUGGUACUUCGAGUGUGGGCGCGACGAGAGGUCAUAGAUCAGGCAGAGUAUGCAAUGAAGAUUGGCCCCAAGAUCCUGAGCUUUUUUGAAAAGUAUUUCAACGUGCCUUUUCCUCUCCCGAAGAUGGAUAUGGUUGCAUUACCCGACUUCUCUGCAGGAGCCAUGGAAAACUGGGGUCUCAUUACUUACAGAGAACAGUACCUCAUGUACAUUCCGGAAGUGUCAACCCCAGAAUCAAGAGCAUCUGUGACUGAGACAAUAUCCCAUGAAUUGGCUCAUCAGUGGUUUGGGAACCUGGUUACUCCCAUGUGGUGGGACGACCUCUGGCUUAACGAAGGAUUUGCUACCUAUAUAAGUUUCCUUGGUGUGGAUCAUGCAGAGCCAACAUGGAAAGUACUGGAAACAUCAAUCAUCCAAGGAAUUCAUGGUGUGUUCAGUCUUGACAGUCUGGAGUCAUCACACAAGAUCAGCGUUAGUGUCAAUCACCCUGACGAAAUCGCCGAAGUCUUUGAUGGUAUAUCCUAUCAAAAGGGAGCGUCUAUCAUCAGGAUGAUGACCCAUUACCUCACUGAAGCAACAUUUAGGAAGGGGCUGACCAACUACCUGAAAGCACUUGCAUACAAGAAUGCAGUGCAAGAUGACUUGUGGAAAUAUUUAACACUGGCGGCUCACGAGGAUGGCAUUCUACCCCAGGACAUGACUGUUAAGAUGAUCAUGGACACGUGGACGCUGCAGAAGGGCUACCCUGUCAUCCACGUUAAAAGAAGCCUGGAUGGAACCUCCGCCAUUUUGACACAGGAACGUUUCCUUGUAGAAAGGAGCACAAACUCUUCCAACAGCACGGCUUACAAGUGGUGGGUGCCGCUGACUUACACGACCCAGAGUGAGGCCAACUUUAACCAGACUCAAGCCAAGUUAUGGAUGAAGGACUCUGAGGAUUACAUCAUCGUCUUAUCCCUUCCACCCACAGACCAGUGGGUCAUCUUCAACCUGCAGGAGACAGGCUACUACAGAGUCAACUACGACGACCACAACUGGAAUCUUAUUAUCCAGCAGUUGAAGAAGGACCACCGGGUUAUUUCCCCCAUCAACAGAGCCCAGAUAAUCAAUGACGCUAUGAACGUUGCUAAAGCUGGCCGUCUCAAUUACGAUAUCGCCAUCGGUGUGUAUGCAUAUCUACGAAAUGAAGAGGAAUAUCUACCUUGGGCUACAGGUGUCAGUGAGCUCACUUACAUAGAGAGAAUGUUCAAACGGACAAGCGGAUACGACGCACUUAAGCGAUACCUCCUGGAUUUAGUGUUGGCGCUCUAUGAAGCUGUCGGGUUCGAUGACAAGAUAGAGGAUCCUUACUUAGAGCAAAAAAAGAGGAAGAUAGCUGUGAACUGGGCUUGCAAACUGGGCCACAAGGACUGUCUCGGCAAGGCGCUCACUCUCUACAGGCAGUGGAUGGGAAAUGCAGACAACACAAGCCUUAUUUCGCCAAACCUCAAAUGGACGGUGUACUGCCGCGCCAUAGAGGAGGGCGGGGAGGCCGAGUGGGACUUCGCGUGGGACCAAUACCUGCGGACCAACGUCGCCAGUGAGAAAAAUCUCCUUCUCGCCGCCAUGGCCUGCACUAAAGAAGCUUGGAUCCUGUCUCGGUACCUUGAGAUGGCCAUUAACCCAGUCAGUGGCAUAAGACUACAAGAUGUUGGUAACGUAUUACAUAGCAUCAGUUACAAUGACGUGGGACGCUCCUUGGUAUGGAACUACCUCAAGCUUAACUGGAACGAUAUCUACACGUUCAAGAAGAGGAGGAGAGGAGAAUUAAUGGAGAGCAUAACAUACAACUUCAAUACAAAACAGCAACUUCAGGAGGUCCAGUCGUUUUUGAGGAGUAGCAAGGUGUCUUUAGAAGGGAACCAGAAGAACGUCCAGCAAAUCGAAGAGAAAAUCAGAAACAACAUCGCCUGGAUGGACGCCAAUUAUGACGUCAUAGUCCAAUGGCUGGAGGAGAACGGUUACUCCUCGAAACUCAGGAUUACAUAAUUUUAUCUUCUAUCUUUGUUUUUUGUUAUUAAUUAUUGUAUUUGUUUUUAUUACACACACACACACACACACACACACACACACACACACACACACACACACACACACACACACACACACACACACACACACACACACACACACACACAUAUUAUUAUAUGUAUGUUCUGGACUGUUAUACUCCACUUCGUUGGUAUUCUUAUAUAUUUUGGAACUUUAUCUAAAAAUUAUUGUGCUUCCUUUUUGUUUUUUUGUUUAAAGGGUUAGUUCAUGUAAUAAACAUUGGGUUAUUAUUAUGCUGGGUUAUUAUUAUUAAGGUCAAUAACUACUUAAUUUGCAACGGCCUUGUAGGAUAUAAGUAGAGUCGGUCCAGGCAACUUCGAUGCCACCAGGGGGCGCUGGCAUACUGGCGGCUGCAACUGGGCUAAGCUUGCGAUAUCGUGGCAGAGAAGUUGAUGGAACUGCAUUCACCUUUACCUUAACCGAUAGCUGCUAGACUAUGAAACCCUACUGACCUACUGCUACCUACC